ACCCCCGCGGACCGGCAAAUUCCUUUUCCGCGCGACAAACUUGUUGUGAUUUCGCAGCGUAGUAGGCGAAGAAAUUUACACACGAAAAAGGUGUUUGUUUGGUUGCCACAGAGACGAAAGGAACCUCUACGUCACACAAAAAAACGACGUCAAUUUGACACAGAAAGCCGAACGUGAGAGUGCCAAUACGCUGCAGUGCAAUCCCUCUGCCCCGAUAGGACUUAUCGCCCGAUUAAAGGCAACCAAGUGAAACAGUAAUACCACCUCGGACGGACUCCCGAGUGACACAAAUCAGUGACCACCCAGAACCUGUGCGAUUUCGACGGUGUUUGCGGUUCGUCCGUUUGUAGUGUUUUUGCUCUAGUCGAACUCAGCCGAGGGCAUCAGCAGAUGUCCGCCGAAGGGUCACUGAACGACCACCGUGUUCCAGGACAACGAUGAAAUGCGCUCAAAACAUAAACAUUUCGUUCGGCAGCAUAUUGUGUGGCAGACUUACUUUCGAGUGGCGGGAUUGAUGGGCGAGCCAAGUGGUGUUAGCCCUUAGCAGCAUCAGCCCUAUCGGUGCCAUAUUCUCCUUCCGCUGGCCAUCACCGAAGGGGUGCCUCGGGGUAUUUGCCGAUGACGCAUCGCCCUUGACAGCUUUCAUCGUGAUAUUAGCACAACUCCGCUCGGGGCCCAAGGCUUAGCAUCAACCUUGAUAAGGUUCGAUUUAAUUGCCAAAUCGUGCCCCAAAUUAGCAUUAGUAUCAUGCCCGGGAAAGGACCCAAACACCGCGGUUGAUAGGUCGGACGGGCCUCAGGCGAAGACAGAACGUACCAAAAAUCCUCCAAAAAGCAUGAAUCAAGUGACGGAUUCAAGAAACCCGGCAAAGGUGGUUCCGGUGCGCCGGGCCACGGAGCCAACCGACAAGACCGCCACCUGUCAGCGGGCGUGGAUCGAAAAUGACAAGUGUCGACAGGCGGGAUCGGAACGGGAACCGUUCCUGCUGGUCUCCGCCACCGACGAAGGCGGCGAGUCCGGCCUGGAGUGUGAACGAUUGCUGGCGAAAACUGCGGACCGUGUCUUCUCCAUCGACCUGGAACGGGGCGGCGGGACGCCGAAGAAGUGUGAUAAAGCCGGCGCCGGUGAGCUCACACCCGGCGCAGAGUCAACCGACAGCUCAACGGGCAGCUCCGGCGGAACCACGUCGAGCCGGAGCAGUAACACGGACGACGCCAAACUGGUCUGCGACAAGCUGCGAAAGGUGAGCCGACGGAAGCGGAAACCGAAGAGUCGCGUGCCGACGGCCGCCAAGCUGCUCCAGUUAUGUCAGUGCUGUCCUUGGGCCGCCCCGUGGAGUCUGCUCAUUGUCAGCGCCCUGCAGAUUAUCGUCUUCACCUUCAAGAAUGACGCCAUCUAUCGCACGCUGAUCUUCUCGCCGCUCAAACAGUACGAGAUCUGGCGCUUCGUGACGUACACAUUCCUGCACGCCGGCAGUGUCCAUUUGGUGCUCAACAUCAUCAUACAGCUCCUGGUGGCGUUCCCGCUGGAAACGGAACAGGGCCACGGGCCCGUGCUGCUGGUUUACUUUGCCGGUGUCCUGGCCGGUGGAUUCGGUGCUUCCGUGUUCGAACCGACCCUGAUGGUCGGUGCAUCGGCCGGGGUUUACUGCCUGCUGAUGAGCCACAUCCCACAUAUCACUAUGAACUUCCGAGCCCUGUCGUAUCGGUACUACCGGCUGCUCGCGGUGCUGGUACUGUGCGUCAGCGACGUCCUGUACUCGAUCCGACACUGCCUUACCAAAGGAAACCUUCAGCCACGGAUCGGCGUGGCGGCGCACGUGUGUGGCGCCAUCUGUGGUCUGCUGAUCGGGUUCGCGAUCUACCGACCGAAGGAGGCGCCCGGUUCGGACCGCACGAGGGCUGUCUUCCGAUCGCUACGUUACCUGGCCAUCGCACUAGCCACCGGGUGGCUAGUGUUGACCGUGCUGUACAAUCUCGACCGUACCAAUGUGAUGGAACUCCUCUAGCCUGAGCCGGAGGGCCGAUAGUCAAAGUAGUAGUAGGUUAAGCCAGUUCCAGUCCAGUCCAUUUUGCUAUAGCGCUGUACAGUAAACGAAUAAGU
Anopheles bellator is the source of this 2103-nucleotide messenger RNA. RefSeq names its product rhomboid-related protein 2. NCBI's taxonomy places the organism in Eukaryota, Metazoa, Arthropoda, Insecta, Diptera, Culicidae. The transcript has 6 exons. Gene Ontology annotation, cellular component: membrane. The coding region runs from base 836 to 2008 and encodes 390 amino acids. The record is from RefSeq and is a predicted model, not a curated record. Gene Ontology annotation, molecular function: serine-type endopeptidase activity.